Molecule: messenger RNA, 1349 nt
Organism: Prorocentrum cordatum
Lineage: Eukaryota; Dinophyceae; Prorocentrales; Prorocentraceae
Source: the annotation of a GenBank genome assembly
GCGCGUGCCAGGCCGUGUCCGUGCCGCGGUCCCUGGAGCCGGGGCCGCCGCCCCUGGUGGGGACGUGGUGCAGCGCCGAGGGGCGCUUUUUCAGCAUCGCGCCGCGGGGGGGGGGCCGCCGGACACGGAGCCCUGCGAGAGCGGGCCCAUCCAGGGGAUCCUGGAGCCCGAGCGCGCCAGCCGCGCCUGGGUUGCGGAGGUCUGGCACCUGGGAAUGGGCUGCCAUGUGGGCUGCGUGCGCAUCCGGCUGGAGUGCAGCAAGGCUCCCCAGGCCGUGGCCAGCUGGUUCGUGGUCUCGCAGGUGUCCGUCAACGGAGUGGGCCGCCUGCGCGGAGUCGGCACGGUGGCGGAUCUGUCCAGGGAUGGCUGUGGACCGAGCCCGCCGUGGUCGCCCGAGCGAGAGGCGCCGGCCCCGUCGGCGGCCGCCGGCACGCAGCCCUCCGUGGCCGCGGGCGAGGCCUGGCAGCCGCGAGGCACCCUGGGGCGGCAGGGGCCCCUGGUGCCUUCGAGGAAUACGGGCCGCCGCCGUCCUCGUGCCAAGCGACGGCAACGCCGCCGAGCGCCCCCGAGGACAGGGGGAGGGGGGCGUGGUGCUGUCGGCCUCGGUGGACGCCCUCUCCCACUGGCUGCAGCAGAGCGAGGGCCCGGACCGGGAGGAGAGAAGAGGCGCCUGCUCUUCAAGUGCGCGGGCGUGCGCGACCUCCUCUUCGCGGGCGGCCCCGGCGCCGCGGGCGCGGGCCCGCGGCUGGACGGCUGCAGGGUGGAGAUCGCGAGGGGCGCGGUGGAGGCGGCCGUGCGGGCGCUGGAGCCCCUGCAGCCCGAGCGGCGCGAGCACCCGGGCGCCGGGGAGGCGGCGGCGCUGCCCGCCGAGGCAGACCUCGUGGAGGAGGUGGUCGCUCUCUUACAGGCGGCGACGGCGAAGAAGGAACGGAACUGGCUACGCACAGCGGGGGCGAGUGGCGCGACACGGAUUGGUACGGCUCCAACUGGAAGCGCGGCUCCAACGAGACCAGCUCUGGCGGGCGCGAGUGGAGCCGGAGCGAGUGGCCGGCCUGGCGCGAGGGGUGGCGGGAGGAGCGCUGGGACGGCGGCCAGGAGGCCCGGAACGGCUGGCGCGAGAAGGGCGCCUGGGGCGCGGGCGAGGAGGCCCCGGGCGAGCCAGAGGGCUGGAGAGCGGCGCGGCCCAGGGCGGGUGGAGCGAGAAGCCCGCGCCCCAGGACGGAUGGCUGGUGGCGGCGUUACUAGACGAGGCCGUCUUACGGCAUAUACAUUUACGUUGGGACCUCGAGUCGGUGAAGAGAGCACCUCGAGACGCUUGGCAACAUAUUUCAGACCAGCGCGCUGGUUGA